UAUCAAAAUAUUCAAGGAUAUAUCUGCAAAGCUUUAUCAACAAAACCAGGUCUUCCUGUUAUGAAAUAUUUUUAAGACAACGGCACAAAACAAUGCUCUUCUUUUAGUCAUUAUCAGUCUUUCGAGCAGUUCACUUACGUUCCCGAAACAGUUGUACAAAAAUAUGGCAACUAAAGCGAUGUUCUUCUUUGUGUCCAUAGCAGCAACGAAUUGUUUCAAUAUAGAAACAUACAUGGACAUUUGGUGCCAAGAACCCAUCAAAACCAUCGACUUAUACUCCUUCACCUCCAAAACAACCAGACACUUUUACACGAAGAGUUUAGAACACCGAUGCGGUCUAUGGAUUAAACAUAUACCCAACCAAAUUUGGACCCCAGAUCUCACGAAAAUCUUCAGAACAUCCUCCAGAUAUAAACUGAGCGUAUUGAAAAUUUCCGAUGGUUUGAAGAUAUCAGACGAGGAUUUUAUCAAUUUUGAACCAGCUCUGAAAUAUCUAGACUUAUCUGGGAACGAUUUGGACUAUAUACCGAUGCCAACAGUGAAAUCUGAGAUACUUUCCCAGAAACAAAGUAUUUUCUAUCGUCUUUAUGCUUUGGAUUUGUCGAAAAAUAAGUUCACUAAUAUCUCCUUCGUCCAAAACAAGAUCGUCAACUUAGAAGAACUCGAUUUAAGCCAGAACAGAUUGACUGAAGUACCUCUAACUUCUCUGUCACACUUCGUAGGCCUGGAAACACUUCUACUCAAGGAAAAUAAUAUAACAGGAUUCCAAGUUUCAGCAGGAUAUACAAACAUCAAAUAUCUGGAUUUGUCUGGGAAUCAUCUAAGGGAUCUCCAAGGCUGUGAAAACCUGGUAAAUUUGAUGGUUCUCAUAGUCAGCUACAACGACUUACAAAUACUGCACUCCAAUUCAUUCAAAGAUGGGAUUUGGAGUCUGGAAGAGCUCCAUUUGGACCACAACAAGAUCGAAGAUAUCAGUGAAGAUGCGUUCGUAUACUUCCCUAAUCUCAAAACAUUGAAACUGAAUGGUAACAGAUUAACCAACUUGAAACAAGGAAUUUUCACAGUUUUGAAUAGGCUGGAAUCUUUAGAUAUUUCCAAUAACUUUGUAACCACAUUCAACGCAGCUUCAAUAGUCUCCCAGAAGAAGCUAAUUUCGCUUAAUUUACGAAAUAACCUGAUUUCAAGUCUGAAUUAUACGUUGAUCAAGCAAGUUGCACCAUCUUUGACGGAGAUCGAUGUUUUGGAAAACAAUUUCGAUUGUGAUUUCUUCGAAAAUAUGUUGUCGUUCUUCAAGCAUACGAAUAUAAAUAUUCCAGGUGGGGAAGUAUGUAUCCCUGUAAAAAAAGAUACGAGUUGUUGUAAUAUCCAAGAAAAAACCAUUUAUUUAAAUUCUUUCUCAGACACAAAGAUCUCACCACCAAUAUUUGAUCCUGAAUAUUUGAUUAUGAAUAGAACAUCUUAUAAUAUGUCCAGCUUUUUUUCGUCAAUGGAGACAAAAACUGAAGCUUUGUUGAGGUUCAUUUUUUACCAGUUUGCCUUCAUUGUUUCAGUAACUUUGUUAGUUUUUGUAGUCUACGUAUAUCGUAGUUUUGGAAAAGUGGUCAUUAAUCCAGAUAAACACCCUCCAGAGCUACACAAGAUGAUACAGUCGAUCUGAUAUAUU
Molecule: messenger RNA, 1663 nt
Organism: Coccinella septempunctata (seven-spotted ladybird)
Lineage: Eukaryota; Metazoa; Arthropoda; Insecta; Coleoptera; Coccinellidae
Product: connectin-like
Exons: 2
Coding region: 164-1657 (497 amino acids)
Molecular function (GO): protein binding
Source: RefSeq, a predicted model, not a curated record